This is a messenger RNA of Ostreobium quekettii, 1281 nucleotides long. Lineage: Eukaryota; Viridiplantae; Chlorophyta; Ulvophyceae; Bryopsidales; Ostreobiaceae. The record is from the annotation of a GenBank genome assembly.
AUGGCAACGCUGUGCCUAUCGACUACGGUUGCGAUCCUGUUGCUGUGCGGAAUUGCGCUUCACCAGCACGAUCAGGACAGCUCCCAAUGCAUGGGGCCUUCCAUUGCGAAGCAGAAGAAGAGGGCAAAUGGCACCACUCGGUCGCCAGUGGCCCUCAGACGUGUUCUGGGUCAGGGGCAAGGCAGCACCGUCUACAAGGCCCGCUACCAUGGUAAAGAUGCCGUGGCAAAGAUUGUGUCCUGUGCCGACACAUCCAGGGACGAUUUGUGGGGUGUGCAUGCCGCGAAGCGGUUAGAGCAUCCAAAUUUGGUGCAAGUGUAUACCGUGGGGAGGGUUGUGGACGGCUUCCCUGCAGCUAGAAACGUGGACACAGAGGGAAGUAUUUGGGGAGCCAAUUUCAGCUUCGGUAGUGGGAAGGCAGAUGACAGGUGCUCAGCAACAGAAAAGGGAUUCAUCAAGACCUGCAUAGUCAUGGAGCGUUGCCGUCUGGGCAACCUACGCAGCGCCAUCCGCCGGGGGUGGUUCUGCCACACAGGCCAGUUCAAGAAUCCUAAGAUGCUGCACAUCGUGACCGUGGCCCACCAGGUGGCGCUUUCCAUGAAAUACUUGCACUCCUGUGGCAUCAUCCAUGGCAACCUGCAGCGCAGCAAUGUCUUGCUGCACAAGCGCGUCAGCCUCUGCACCAAAAGUCAGAUCACUGUUAAAGUGUGUUUGUCCAUGCUCAGUCACUGGGAGGGGAAUCGGAUAUGUCACCCAGACCUGGAGGCCUUCCCGCUGACUUCACUGCUCCACAUGGCCCCCGAGGUGCUGCAGGGCGGCGCAACCAGCAAAGCAUCGGAUGUCUACUCUUUUGGUGUUCUUUUGUGGGAGGUGGUGACAGGCAGGGAGGUCUCAGGGGAGUCCCAGCGUCGCGACUUGGUGGAAUUUAUAAGGGAUGGACACAGGCCAAAGGUUCCCGCAUAUUGUCACCCUGGCUACGCCGCCCUCAUCGCAAGCUGCUGGAACCAGGAUCGGCGCAAGCGACCUGGAUUUGAUGUGAUCGUCUCCAGACUUGCUGAGAUGUUGUCAGAGCUUGCGAGGCUUCAGGACGUGCACGCAACUGCGCCAGCGACACUGCCUGCUGCAUCCUGCACAGGUAUUGGUGGCUCGCCUGCGAGUUUCUUUGACACUGCGCAUGCCCUGGGGGAGCUGCCCUUGGAGCCAGCUGCUACGGCUGUGGCAACUUCUGCUGAGGCAGCACAGAUUGGACUGAACGAGCCUGGACCAAAUAGAGGAGCCUGA